AUGAUCAUUCCGAUCCGCUGCUUUUCCUGCGGCAAGGUGACGGGCGACCUGUGGGAGAAGUUUGUGAAGCUUAUUGAGGAGGAGGGGCUCAGCGACGGUGACGCCCUCGACCAGUUGGGGUGCAAACGGUACUGCUGCCGGCGCAUGGUCAUGACACACGUCGACCUCAUUGAGAAGCUCCUGAAGUACACCCCGGACGGUCGAAACUACAAGAAGAUCGAGAUGCAGCAGCGCAACCACGAUUAG
Parathielavia appendiculata is the source of this 246-nucleotide messenger RNA. RefSeq lists its product as uncharacterized. The record is from RefSeq and is a predicted model, not a curated record. The coding region runs from base 1 to 246 and encodes 81 amino acids. The transcript is spliced from 4 exons. NCBI's taxonomy places the organism in Eukaryota, Fungi, Ascomycota, Sordariomycetes, Sordariales, Chaetomiaceae. Gene Ontology annotation, molecular function: DNA binding; zinc ion binding. Gene Ontology annotation, biological process: transcription by RNA polymerase II; tRNA transcription by RNA polymerase III; transcription by RNA polymerase I. Gene Ontology annotation, cellular component: RNA polymerase II, core complex; RNA polymerase I complex; RNA polymerase III complex.